This is a messenger RNA of Culex pipiens pallens (northern house mosquito), 9879 nucleotides long. RefSeq names its product histone-lysine N-methyltransferase, H3 lysine-79 specific (gene gpp). Gene Ontology annotation, biological process: regulation of transcription regulatory region DNA binding; DNA repair; DNA damage checkpoint signaling. Gene Ontology annotation, cellular component: nucleus. Lineage: Eukaryota; Metazoa; Arthropoda; Insecta; Diptera; Culicidae. Bases 1268 to 7183 code for a protein of 1971 amino acids. The record is from RefSeq and is a predicted model, not a curated record. Gene Ontology annotation, molecular function: histone H3K79 methyltransferase activity. The transcript has 7 exons.
AUCAGCCAAAGCAAGAAGACCCUCCGUCGAACACGGACGUCGUCCCCAUUUUUUCUCGCCCUCGGUGCGUCGUCGUGUGGUCUGUGCCCGUGGUGUGUGGUGAAAAGAUAUCUGUUUUGUUUAUUGCACUUUUUGACCCCGGAAGGCGCUUCGGAGGUCCGGAAAGUGUACGCAGCUGGCGGUGCACACCGGAAGGAACACACUGCGGGUGGAAUCGGGCCGCGCCGGAUGUGCCCACGAGUGCCAAGUGCGACGAAAAUUUGAUCAGAAUUUUUCACCUUUUUUUUCUUCUGCUCGCGCUGGUUGCUUCGAUUCGCGGAAGAAGAAGACGUCGUCGGUCCUGAACCAAGAAGACGGAAGUGUCAUGCCACCGGGCCCGGAUAGUCGGAGUGGCCACCCGUAGCCGGAUGUGAACGCGAUAGCGGUGCUGGUCGAUUCCUGUCGUCCCCCUGAGGAGGAAGGUUUUUUCGCCUUCUGGGAGCAGCAGCCAUUUCUUUUGGUGGCGGAGCGCGUUUCUCCGCGCGAGAGCAGCCUUCUUUGGUUGCUCGCGUGUGUGUGUGUGUUUGUGUUUGUGCUGCAACGGUGUGAGUGAGAAGGCGCACACGUCCAGAAUAUCUCACUCUACGAAGAAGAAGAAGCAAACCGUGGAAGAGUGCGCGCCGUGCUGCCGGAAGAUUUUUAUUCUCAAAACCAUCAACGAAAGUGUGUGUGUUUGUGUGCACACACGGUGUGCGCAAUCCAGAUAGUGUGCGGUGAGGGGGUGGAAGCAAGUGGGGGAGUAGUGACGGUAGUUUACAGCUUUGAGCAGUGAAGGAAAGAAAAAUAACAGUGAAAAAUACAAAAAAACAUACACACGGGCACGUCGAAAAGAGUUCCCACCCCGUGAGUGAGUGAGUGAAUGAGGGUGGUGUUUGUGUGGGUGUGUUUUGAAGGGAACAACAACAACAACCAGAGUGGAGUGUUUUGGAUUAGCGGAAGUUGAGCCCUUCUUUCUGUUGAGGGACGGCGAUAAGGGCAGAUGGUUGGAUUAAGAAGGAACGCCAGAGGUGGCAGAGGACAUCGCGACGAUGAAGCUGUUUGCCACCGCGAUGGACGAUGCUGAGGCGAGGAGCAAUAGAUUGCCAUUAACAAUGCUACCAAUAUCUGGGAAAAGGUUGCCUUGAAGAUUGAAUAAUCUACGAACGGAAGAAGGAAGAAGAAACGGUGUAAACAAUUAUUUAUUUUUAAGUGUGUGACAAGAGAACAAAACAAAACGCAAAGCAAAAAGAUGGCAACACCAAACUACAAAGAGCUUAAGCUGCAGUCGCCGGCCGGCGCGGAACCGUUCCUGUACAACUGGCCGUUCUCGAUCGGCGGCGGCCACGACAACGGCAUCGAGCUGAUCGAGAACGUGCGGUGGGUGUGCGAGGACAUGCCGGAGAUCAAGUCCGCCAUCGAGGAGAUCAACCUGAACGAGCUCGACACGGGGGACUUUGACGCGAUGAAGAACCUGUGCGAUCGGUUCAACAAGGCCAUCGACAGUGUGGCGGCGCUGGAAAAGGGUACCUCGCUUUCGAGUCAGCGGUUUACGUAUCCCUCGCGGGGUCUUCUGAGGCACAUCAUUCAACAGGUGUAUAAUCAGGCGGUUGUAGAACCGGAAAAGUUGAACCAAUACGAACCGUUUUCGCCGGAAGUGUACGGCGAAACGUCGUUCGACUUGAUCUGCCAGAUGAUCGAUCAAAUCAAGAUAACCGCGGACGAUGUGUUUGUGGAUCUGGGCUCGGGUGUGGGGCAGGUCGUCCUGCAGAUGGCCGCCUCAACGCCGGUCAAGGUGUGCUACGGAAUCGAGAAGGCGGACGUUCCGUCGCGGUACGCUGAAGGGAUGAACGCCACGUUUAAGAUGUGGAUGCAUUGGUUUGGGAAAAAGUACAGCGAUUACGAGCUGAUCAAGGGUGACUUUCUGGCCGAUGAACAUCGGGAGAAAAUAACCGCAGCGACGAUUGUGUUUGUGAACAACUUUGCGUUUGGACCGAACGUCGAUCAUCAGCUGAAGGAGCGAUUCGCGGAUUUGCGCGAUGGCGCUAGGAUAGUGUCGUCGAAAAGCUUUUGUCCGUUGAAUUUUCGAAUAACUGAUCGAAAUCUGAGUGACAUUGGGACGAUCAUGCACGUUAGCGAGAUGUCCCCGCUGCGCGGGUCCGUGUCUUGGACCGGAAAACCCGUAUCGUACUAUUUGCACAUAAUCGAUCGCACCAAACUGGAGCGGUACUUCCAGCGAUUGAAAACAAAGGGAGGUGACAACGAGGGACCCACCAGCAGUACAACUACUCGAGCGUCCCGCUCAAAGAAGGAUACGGUCCCGAAACAGCCAGUCAACAAUGACGAAAGCACGUCCGAUAGUGACGCGGACGUCCCCGGACCUACGCAAGCUCCUCCACCUCCGCCUAGGAAACCCUGGUCGGGUUGGUGUAGUGGCAAAGAAAAGAGCAGCCAAUCCGAGGAGGAAAAUAACAACUCUCCGGUGCUCCGGAACGGCCGCAUUCCGGUGGCAACGAAGAAGCGAAGGAAAAUCACCCGGACGAAAACUGCCAAGAAAGAACCGGUGGCGCCAAAGGACAUGGUUGAUAUCAUCAUACCACAAAUGCCCCUUGAUGCCCAAGGCGUAGGCGCGAAGAAGCGUGGCCGCGGAGUCAAGAAGGGACGACAGCGGCGAGCACUCAAGAUCAACGGUCUCGAUUUGCUGCACAGCGAAACCCUGCUAAGUACCUCAGAUCAAGCAAUUGGCAAGCGGCUUCCGCCGGCACCGGGCUGCGUCGACCAGCUGCUCACUUCACUAGCUGGAGAUAUGCAGCAUACCGAGCUGGACAUUCCGGAAGCACCCUCGGAAACACCGUACGCAUUACAGAUUCUCCUGGACCUGUUCAAAACUCAGUUUAUGAAAGCAAUCGAAUCCUUCCGGAAACCUUCGUACAGGGACAACGUUCAGCAGCAGAUCGAACGCGAAAAGGAACGCAAUCAACGACUGCUGAAUCGCGCCGGUCAGCUGGAAAAGCAAAUCAAGGUCCUCAUCGAUGACAGCGUGGCCCUGCUGAAGGCACGCAUGAACGAACUGGGCAUUAGCACAACCAGUCAGAACGAUCUGCUCUGCAAAGCGAAGGAAAUCGUCGGACGACACAAAGAACUCCAGGUGAUGGCAGCAAAACUGCAAAGCCAAGUCACCACCAUCGAGCAGGAGCAGAAACGGAUAGUGAUGCAACACAUGCACCGAAUCGCCGACAAGUACAUCAAGACCGAAGAGGUCGAGCUAACGCCCAAGACUUCCCAGGAAAUGGUGCUGAAGGAGAUCGCCAACACGCUCUCCCAGAGAAAGAAACUGUGCGCGCAAGUUUCGUCGCUCGAAAACGAACUCAACAUAAUCGACAAACUUGCCGAAGAACGCAAGGCCAACCCGGUUCUAACCGUUACGACCGUCGCUCAGCAGAAGGAACAUCCUCAACAUCAACCCCAACCGCAGCAACAGCAGCAGCAGCAGUACCACCAAUCUCGGGUCGAUCAGCAGCAUCACCACGCGAGAGAACAUCCGGCGGCGGUACACUCGUCGCAACCGGCCGCCGCUCACGUGACGUCCCAUCCACCGUCAAAGCACAGUUCCGGGUCGUCGCGGUCACAGCGCAAGUCGCGCGAAAAUCGAACCCGCUCGCAAGAGUGGCCCGAAAUUCCAGAUAUCGGAAAGAUUGAGGAAAACAAUCCGGAGAUCCUGGCGCAGAAGAUUCUGGAAACUGGCCGCCAGAUUGAGGCUGGCAAGUUGCGGAAUCAAAAGGAGCGUGAAACGAAGAAUCAUCACAUGCAGCAGCAGCAGCAUGCGUCGAUACCUCCGCAGCAGUCCCAAAUCCAUCACCCGGGCGAUGCUGCGCUCAUGCCGGCCCCACCAACCCUGAACAAAUCCCAUCACCGUAACAGUAACAGCAGCAACAACAACGCAAGCGCAAACAAUACUGCCAACCUAGCGAAAACUUACGUACCUGGUUCAUCUGUCGUCGGGGCAGAAAUGUCGAGCGUCAAGGCGGAACCCCGCGCCAAACUGCAAGACUCGCACAAAGUCGUCAACUUUGAGGAUCGACUCAAGAGCAUCAUCACGUCGGUGUUGCAAGGUCCACCCAAAACAAUCUCCGCUAGCCAGCAGCAGCAACCACCGACUCAGCAGGUUCAAAUGGUGCAACAGCAGCAGCAGCAUCCGCAGAUGAUGCUGGCGCACGGAACGGAACACAUAUCGCCCGGGAAAGGAUCCUCCUCGUACGGUAAAACGGUGUACCUCCAAUCUGGUCCACCGACGAGUUCGAUGCACAGCGGAGGCACCAUCCACGACAUGUCCUCGCGAAGUAGUGGCCAACAUCAACUACCUCACCCGUCUUCGUCGCAGCCGCCGCAUCAUCUGAACGCCUCGACCACAAUCGCCACCGCUCCCGUAUCGCCGUACAAGGUGGUGCAACCUCACGGCGGUAGCCAAAGUACGAAAAUCUCACCGAGUUCCAAGUACUAUCAGAAGGGAAUGUCUGCCAGCUUGAAUCAUCACUCGCCUGGGGCGGGUGCCGUCAACAACAACACCAGCACUCAUCAGCAGAUUCUGCAGCAACAGGAGCGUGAGGCACGCGAGCGUGAAAUGCGCCAGAAUCCGGUCGUCAUGCAGCAGCACUACGGAGGCCAACCUCACCCGGCGAUAGAUCCACAUCACCUGCUGCACCGUGGCGGCGUCACCAUGGACGGCAAGCUGGAGUUCAAAGCACCGGAGCAAUCGUACCGGUACGAUCCUCGCAAUCCCGUUGAAGCGCCGAUUUACCAGAGCCACUCGCGAAGUUCUUCGGCCACUUCGUUGGACGGAGACUACCCACCCGGUCCGGGUGGAAACGUGCGCUACAUCGGCGUCCCAACAGCCCAGCAGCAGCAGCAACAACGCGAUCGCGAUCAGCGCGAUCAACAACUCGGCGGAAACAACUCCCGCCCUGGAUCGUCUUCAUCGCAGCCCGAUUAUACGCAGGUGUCGCCGGCAAAGAUGGCUCUCAGAAGGCAUCUUUCGCAGGAAAAGCUGACUCAUCCGGGAAUGCCUGCGAGCGGCAGCGGCGGUUCCACGGUCAAAACCAUCGGCGAUCUGGUGAAUGGGGAGAUCGAGCGCACGCUGGAAAUCUCCAACCAGUCCAUCAUCAACGCGGCGGUCAACAUGAGCACGACGGCAGGCCAGGCGGCGGCUGCGAUUCACACCGUCAUCAACACGAAUGUGCAGCGACCCGAGCGGGUCAGCAUCCGAGUGCUGGAAGAGCUCGGAUUGAAUGGCGGUGUUCAGACCACGUUCAGUCCGGUUUCGCGCCCCAACAGCAACGAAACGAGCAAAUCUCCGGUGCAUCUGCACGGCCAAAGCAAUCUGGCCACGCUGGCCCAAGUUGCCACCUACAACAACAAGAAACCACCGGCGCCCGCAGCGUCCUCCUCGCAGCAGCAAUACAGCGCCUACCAAACCGGGCGGGGACCCCAGGAUAAACCUCCAACGACGAGCUACCCGGCGCCUGGCGAACGUGUCGAAGCGCCGCCGUACAUGGCUCUUCCGCGGGCCGACAUGAAACCGUACCUGGAAUCGUACUUUAUCGAUGAACACAAGCGACAGCAGCAGCAGCAGACGCAGCAACAGUUGCACCGCCAAGGGUCGCCAGCAAUUGCGACCCAGGCCCAUCAUCAUCCUACGGCAGCACACCAUCCACCGCCGCAGGCCAGUGCUCGCGGCAACGAUCACCAUCAUCGGGGCCAUCCGGCGCCGGUUGAUCGUCGUGAAACGCCGAUGGCGCCGCACCUGAUGGACGAUCGGAUGGACCGGCUGAACGGAAGUCCUCCGCUGGAAGGUCUGGCCGCAAGUCUUCAAGCGCGCGUAAUUGCUCAGCUCAAGAGCAAGGAGGAAGACGAAGAGCGACACCGUCGGGCCGACCUGAUGGCGAUGCACAACUCCGGCUCCGUCGGAAGCAAUAACAUACAACUAGUACAAACACCACACCUGAAAGCCGAUAAAUACCCAUCCGGGCUGAAACGCACCUCGCCCAUCAUCGAGAACCCGCCGCGACCUCCCAAGAUGCUGUACACCGACUGCUCGGACGUGAUGAUCACGCCGGAGCUGUUGCACGCCGCCAGCCGGGGAGUUUCGGGCCCGUCGCGCAACAUGGCGCUGAUGAGCCCGGAGAUCAACUCGCUGACGACGGUCGGUGACGAUCGGCACCAUCUGCUGCGCCACGGCAGGAACGACGUCGACGAUGACGUUGGGGACGAUGAAUCGAGCUGGCACGACCGCGUCAGUUCCGGGUUCGAUCGGUUGGUGGCGUUUGCGUCGACUGAGCUGGACAAAACGCGUCGAUCGAACGAGGAUGCUCCGCCCUCGUCCACCAGUUGCACUACCUCGCCGGACUCGGGCAUCAACCAGAGUGACCACAGCCGCACCUUCCUGUCGUCUUCGUCGUCCUCGUCGCAGCUGGACGUGCCACCGAGCAGUGUGAGUGCGGGAAGCGGAAGCAGCAGUAGCAGCGGCGGUGGCAUGAUGAAGCACAUUGUUCCGAUCAUCAAGUCCUCGCCGGCGGAACCGGUCGAAAGUCCUCCGCUGUCGGACGUUGGCCUGCCACGGACGCCCAGUCCCUCAUCGAGUCCACCGCUGAUGUAUCAUCAGUCUGCGGCGGCAGCGGCGUCGGCAGCAGGUCCUCCUUCGGCAGCUGCGACUGCCAAUCUCAUGCACGGAAGUAACAGCCUCAAGAUCCCGCUCAAGUACCAGCGCCAAUCGAAGGUAUCUUCGGAGAAGCACUACAAGAAAAAGUUCCGCGAACGCAACUGGGAAGAGUACGAGGAAAGUCUCAGCGGACGGCUCAGCUCGACGGGCAGCGCGGAACCGUUGGACCAGGACUUUACCGAUGGAUUCGGGGGUGGUUCGGCGGGAACAAGUGGUGGCGCCACGUUGGCAGUGGGACCUCCGCUGGAUGGAGGAAUUCAACAGGGAACGACGAUGACGACGACGGGGGCAAUGACCGCCACCACCAACAGCAAUGACCAGCACCAUCACCACCACAAGCACAAGUCGGCCAAAUUUCGCCCAAAGGGAAAGGACUGGAACUGGGACGACGAACACUCGAACACAUCCUCAUCUAGCUCUAAUCGGCACCGACCAGGCAACACUUCGACAUGAGACGCUGUGGCUAGAAAGCAGCAGUAGCAAGCAAGCAGUUCCUUCACAUUUGACGACAUUUUCAUUUAGGUGUACGAGUUAUCUCUCCCAGAAGCCAUAACCGCCAAGCAAUUGCUCAAUAUUUUCGGUGACAAACAAAUUAGCUUAGAAGAACCUUGUUUGAAAGACUGAAUUCUGACUAAAAUUAACGUUUAAUAUAUUUAUACACAAUAAAGUUUCCAAAUUGUCGACAGUCGUGGAGUCAUCUCUCAUCUUUAAAACAACAUUUAAACCUGCCACCUCCGGUUGCUGUACGGUCGACAACUUCAACUUUAAUUUUACCGCAAAUCCGUUCGGAGCUUGCAGUUGAACUGAUGCACAGUUCGUGUUCACAAAGUUAAUUUGAGCAAUUCUCGCUAGGAUAUCCAGGGUUUUUUUUUGUUACUCAAGAAGCCAUUUCAAAACACUGGUUCGUUCAUUCAUUUUUAACAUUUGCCAUUUUGGCAAUACAUACAAAACAACCAUAAAAAUUUAUUUUUAAGAUCAGAGUUUCUAAUCGACUUUGUUAAUCAACACAUAAAUUUUAGGCAAUCUAGGUACUUGAAGUUCACGUCUUUGUUGUUUGGGAAGUGCAAGUUCUGUGAAAAGUAAUUACGCUUUUCGGUACUUGCAGUUCACCUCCGUGUUCGGGAAGCGCUUUUCCGGUGACCAACUUUAUUCAUUCUAGGUUCUUAAAGAAAAAGUUCAUCGUUCUAAAAUUAUUUUCAUAGCAUUUUCGUGCUGCAAAAUUGUAUGCACGAACUUAUAGUGCAAACCGACUUCUUUAGCCAAACAGAAAAAAAACUCACAAAGGUUAGAUCAAACUUAAAAGUUCUAAAAUUAACACUGUUCACAGCCCUGGAGAAUUGCCCAUCCGUCAUUCCUCGCGCUGACUUAUUCCCAAAACGCGAGCUAAAUUAAAUUCAAAACAAACCAUACUGCCACACUACUCUGUUGUUGGAUCGUUUACAGUCAAUUGCAGUUUCAGUUUAGUAGAGCUAAGUUGCACCCCCAAACCACAACAACAACAUAAAUAAACCCUUGUCUGUCGAAUGUGUAUCGAAUGAAGCAAAGCGUGUUGUUCUAGAUUCUACCUUAGCGAAACGAGCGGACCGCGUUUACAAUCGAUCGUCCCGAGCCAUUCUAGUAACGUACAAAUAUGCAACUAAGUAACAACACAAAUGCGCGGAGAAAAAAAAUAUAUUUGUUGGUAAAAGAAAACGCAAAGCAAACAAAAAAAGUAUUCGUAUUGAACAUGGGACAAAAAUUUGUCCUUUUUACGAGUAAAUUAGAGGAAAUCAUUGGAAAAAGGUAGCAAUUGACAAGCAGAAUGCAUAAAGUAAUAUUAAUCUAGAUUCUUUAGAUUGAAAGGAUGGAAUGAGGCGGCCAAAAGCAUCUCAUUUUCAUCUUUUAAAAGAAUAAACAACUUAGAUCUUAGCAGGGAAACGAACAAGUUGCAAAACACCUCAGAUAUCUACACAUAUUUUUAAUGGAUUUCCGAGAACGUUAGAUUACAUACAUGUGUAACAGUGCUGUACAUAGAGUAACAUAAUACUUUGCGAUGGUUUUAUUUCUAGUUUUUGUUUUAAAUGCCCACCCCUCCGAGUGGUGCAAUUGCAAUCAUUUCUUAUUCAAUUGACGAUAAGUAGCCAAUCAUUUGUUUCUCGCUGUAGCUUUACGAUUGUUAAGAAAAACUAUGCACUAGGCAGAACUGCAGAUAAAACUGCAAGGUAAAACCCAUAUUUAAAUUAUCCAUACACUGCAUACUCACAUGAAACUAAUCGAAACAAAAUAAAAACACUACCAACCAGAUGCCCCCAAAUCGAUACAGUUUAUAUAUAUUUCUACGGGUUUGGUUCGAACAUCCACCUCUAGAAACUGUUUUAAAAAGCAUAAUUUAGCCAAGCACAAACUCGGCUUAUCAUCCCACACAAACAAACACACACCCCAACAAGGAUGCUAAACUUGGGAUAUCGAGAGAGAAAAAAAAAUCACAUAAAAUAAUGUACUAUUAAACAGCAAAACAAAAACACAAAUAUGAUCUAAAUAAAAACUACCUUGAACGAUAAGUAAUGUAAUUUUAUAGAGUUUUAAGCCUAAAUCAUAAAUACAAAGUCCCUUCUCCACGAGAGGAUGAGUAACGUUCGACAACACUCAGCAAUUCGUAACGCACCCCGCGCGCUUCGUUAUUAGGUUGACACUCUAAAAAAAAAGAAAGAAUGAAACCCAAUAAGCAUGUCGCGAAGCUGGGUACUGUAGCAAAAAAGUAAAACAAAAUGUAAUUUAUUGUGAGUACUCUAAGUAUGUAACAUAGUUCGAUUAAUUUAUGGAAACCAACGUGAUUUCGCUCUUGUUAGGUUAUUUCUUUUUAUAUAAUUUUAUUUAUAAACAAAAAAAAAACAUUUUUUGUCUCAUGUUAAAAUAAAUCGGCACCGUAAUCCGUAAUCAGGCGAAACUUUGUGAGCUAGGAUAUUUGUUUGCGAGCUGAAAAAAGAAACUAAUAUGAAUGAAAGUAGUAAUACGCAGGAGGAGAAGAAAAAAAAACUAGGCGGUACAACCUAAGUAGUUCCAUUUUAUUAUGAUUGAAAAAAGGUGACAUGUACUGUACUAUUAUUACACCAAUAACUAAAAUAUAAUUAAAAAAAUAUUAAGAGAAAAAUAAAAUCCAUGCUAUCACA